CAAAUUUUCCUGAGAGUACCUAUGUACUAUUUGACAACAUUUUUUCUGUAUAACAUCAGGUAUCUGGUACAAUUAAAGUUUCCAAAAUGGCUUCCCCAACAAAAAGUCAUCCGAAAGAUUCUCAAGUGAUGAGCUCAAUAUUGAAGGAUAUGGGCGUUGUAGACUAUGAACCCCGUGUGAUAACACAAAUGCUUGAGUUUACGUAUAAGUAUGUAACAGAUGUACUUGAAGAUGCAAAGGUUUACUCUAACCAUGCUAAUAAGAAACUGAUAGACAUGGAGGAUGUUAAACUAGCACUGCAAUGUAAAUUGGAUAACUCAUUUACAACGCCUCCACCUAGAGACCUACUUAUGGAGGUUGCAAGGCACAGAAAUAAUACCACUUUACCUCUCAUAAAACCCUACACAGGUCCUAGACUUCCCCCAGAUAGAUACUGCCUCGCUGCGACAAAUUAUAAAUUAAAAUCUGUAAAAAAGCCCAGAAUGCAGGUUCAGUUACAGAGCAUGUCAACAGGUGGCGCUCUUCCCUCACCUCGACUAACAUUUAAUACAAGUUUGGGGCAAGUUCAAAGUGGCUCAAUGUCCCUUGUCUCCAGACCUACUGUUUCAUAUGUAUCUAAACCUGUCAAUACAUCUAGUACUCCAACAUCUGGACCAAGGCCUGUCUUCAGAAUGACUAUGGGAGGGACUCCCCCUGUACAGUCCCAACUAACACCAAGUCAGCAGUCUGGGGCAAUCACAAGUUUACUGAAACGGAAACGCGAAGAUGACGAUUAUGAUAAUCCUUGACAACAGCCAAUUUGAGAUCCUAGACAAUUACCAAUAAGAAAGAGACCUUUGACAACUGUCACUUAGACAACAGACAAUUAUAUUUCCUCGACAAUGGCCUCUGAGAGCCCCUUGGCAACAACCAAUCAAAAUCUCUUAGGAAAGAAUACGGGAAAAUUUCAGUUUGUCAAAGAUCACGUCAGAUGUCUUCAGAAACUUACUGUAAAACAUGGAAAACUCAUUAAAUGUGAUUUACGAAUUUCAAUAUUCACUUACAUGUUAAAUUCUCUUAUCUUGUGGAACUGCUAUCAAAAUUCGAUCUUUAAUAUUUUUGUAAAAUGAUCAAUCUUUGAUUCCUUCAGAUGGUGGGCCCCUUUCUGCCUAUUACCAAUACGGUAACUGUGUAAGAACAAUGAGUUCUUUGUUUAUAUCAUGAACAAGUAUUAAAAGAUGUCACUACUGUGUAAAGACAAAAUGGAAAUCAAUAAUGACAUAAAUACCAGAAAAAUAAAACAAAUCGAUUUUUAUUAUAUUUUAUUGUUUUCUUUAGGCCAGAUAAUUGAUUUACAUAAACAAAAAAACAAUUCUUCAAUAUUUUCUUUGUGCUCAAAAAUAAUUUAUUAAUGUGGAGAU
Owenia fusiformis is the source of this 1400-nucleotide messenger RNA. NCBI's taxonomy places the organism in Eukaryota, Metazoa, Annelida, Polychaeta, Sabellida, Oweniidae. The record is from the annotation of a GenBank genome assembly.